This is a messenger RNA of Nylanderia fulva, 621 nucleotides long. RefSeq lists its product as uncharacterized. The record is from RefSeq and is a predicted model, not a curated record. NCBI's taxonomy places the organism in Eukaryota, Metazoa, Arthropoda, Insecta, Hymenoptera, Formicidae.
AUGAAAACUCGGAGGCUCCUCGAACACGAGGAGAUCGGCGAUCGAAAGCCCUCGCAAUUUUUGCGCCACCUUCGCGGUCUCGCCGGAAACGUGGUCGGCGACCAGAUUUUACGAACCAUCUGGUUGAGUCGGUUGCCGGCUCAUCUUCAGCCGCAUUUAGUGACGCGCGCGGCCGAUACGCCCGAACAAUUAGCGGACAUCGCGGAUGCGAUAGUCGAGGCGACCCGUGCGCCGAUAUUUCAAGUGGCGGAGGCGACGAAAUUUGUGACGCCCCAGGGUCAGAGUGCGGUUGACCCCGCGUCCUGGGAAGCGAGGAUGGAAGUACGACUCGCGCAGAUGCGGCUGGCCAUGCAACAAGAGAUGGCGGAGCAGCUGACAGCCAUCCGGCGGUCGAUCGAGGCGAUCGGGAGCGGUCGUUUCGGAGAGGACCGCGAUGACGACCGACGACGUUCGCGUUCGCGUCCACGCCAGCGUUCGCAUUCGCGCCCGCGAGAGCGAUCAGGAAGCCGUGAUCCGCCGGCCAGUGGAAUCUGCUGGUAUCACUGGCAAUUUGGACCGAGUGCUCGACAAUGCAGGCCGCCCUGCACAAUGCAGUCGGGAAACGCGGGGGCCGGUCGCUAG